AUUCAGUUUUAAAACGCUGUCAGUGAGGCACAGUGAGGUGUGCGUAUUGAGCAGACUCCAAUGGAUUUCUUGCAGCUCACAUUUAUUUCCCUGGGUGCUGUGGUGGUGUUUUGUGCUGCUCUGAAGGUUUAUUAUUUCUUGAAGAUUUUUUCCCCAAAGAUCUGGUGUCCUGUGCCUGAUCUCUUUUUCAUCUCAUUAGGAGAGUGGGCAGUUGUUACUGGAGCAACCGAUGGAAUUGGGAGAGAAUAUGCUUUUGAGUUUGCAAAACGAGGCAUGAACAUUGUCCUCAUCAGCAGAACUCUUGAAAAACUGGAAAGAGUUGCAAACGAAAUUGUUGAAACAACAGGAAGAAAGGUGAAAGUAAUUCAAGCAGACUUUACAAUGAAUGACAUCUAUGAAAAUGUGGAAGAGCAACUUAAAGGACUUGAAAUUGGAAUUCUGGUUAACAAUGUUGGAAUGAUUAACAGCUACAAGCCUUGUCGAUUUCUUGACACUGAAAAUCUGGAAAAGAUUAUCCCUAAAUUGAUCAAUUGCAACAUGACAUCUUUGGUUAUGAUGUCGAAGAUUGUUUUGCCUCAUAUGCUAAAAAGGCAGAAAGGAUUAAUUCUUAAUUUAUCAUCUGGUGCGGGCUCUUUUCCUUGUCCAUAUUAUAACAUCUACUCAGCUUCGAAGGUCUUUGUGGAAAGGUUUUCAAGAGGUCUUCAAGCGGAAUACCACUCAGCAGGUGUUAUUAUUCAGUGUAUUGCCCCAUUUGGAGUUUCAACUGCAAUGACCCGCUACCAGAAGAAAAAUGUCGUGACCAAAUCAGCAAAAGACUUUGUAGUUGAAUCACUGGACUUUGUUUUGUUAGGAGAUUAUACUUUUGGAUGCUUCACUCAUGAAAUUCUGGCAUGGAUAAUAAAGGCAAUUCCCUUAAAGAUAAUACACAGUGACUUCAUUUUGGAUACUUUCCUGGAACAAGUAAAUAAACGUAUUUCCUCUUGAUUUCUAUGGCUCAUUAUUUAAUGUACAGUAUAUUAGUGCCGAAGAUGGACCCUGAUAUAGAAGCUCCUUUCUUUUUCUCUAUUGUUAUAUUGUGUCAUCUUACAGUAUACAUUAUACAAUUUUUUUAAUUUUUGUAUUUGUAUUGUGUACACAUCCCUUGUAAAGACAUCCAGUUCAUACUGUUAAUUCAAAAACGUUUUGUUAUUUAAAUAUAUUUUGUUUGUAGUCUUUGUAACCUGAUAAGUUUGUUCAAUCACUAGGUGUACAGCUCCAUCUCUCCAUCCAUUUUCUAACCAGCUUAUUGUUACAAAGGUCACA
Molecule: messenger RNA, 1302 nt
Organism: Polypterus senegalus (gray bichir)
Lineage: Eukaryota; Metazoa; Chordata; Cladistia; Polypteriformes; Polypteridae
Gene: hsd17b3
Product: hydroxysteroid (17-beta) dehydrogenase 3
Exons: 11
Coding region: 61-984 (307 amino acids)
Cellular component (GO): endoplasmic reticulum
Molecular function (GO): oxidoreductase activity
Source: RefSeq, a predicted model, not a curated record